Messenger RNA from Oreochromis niloticus (Nile tilapia), 5061 nucleotides. RefSeq lists its product as uncharacterized. Lineage: Eukaryota; Metazoa; Chordata; Actinopteri; Cichliformes; Cichlidae. The transcript has 6 exons. The coding region runs from base 455 to 2518 and encodes 687 amino acids. Gene Ontology annotation, biological process: regulation of transcription by RNA polymerase II. Gene Ontology annotation, cellular component: nucleus. The record is from RefSeq and is a predicted model, not a curated record.
GAAGUGCUGAGCUCGCUGUGACUGCAGAGGUGACAAAUGUUGACGGUUUCCUGAAGCUCUUAUUUUGAAGACGCCGCCUUCUCUUCCGCUGUAUUUCGCGGUGGCUUGACUAAGGAGGGAAGAGGCGUCCAUGAUGACAACUUUAAAAUACCGAUGGUAGCAGCAGGUCGGGGUUUACCUGGUGGAUUUCACCUCCACGGAAAUGUUCACGGGUCAUUGUCGCGUCAAGUAUCGGCUGCGUUUCGGAGCAGCGUAGCGGGCCGACGUCGGCUUGCUGUCCGGCUAGCAUGAGCUGGGGCUGGCGUCGCUGCUGUUUACAUCCCGUCCGGGCCAUGGGCCUGGAGAGCUGCGUUAGCUAACCGCGCUACUCGCGCUGCUCCGGGGAAGGUGUCACCCUAAAGUCCGCAGUGUCAGGAUCGGGGAGGUCCGCCCCAACCGCCGACACCUCAGGGUGAUGGAUGUGUCCUCCCAGGAUCCUCCUCUCAUGGCGAUGGACCUGUCAAAGAGCUACAACCCGCUGACCCGCAGCCACGCCGAAGCCAUGGACCUGGCCAAGAAGCCCGAGUGGUACCACAGACGCCCAGUGAGCACAGAUCUCCCCUCCUCGUACAGAUCCAGAGCCUCUUCCUCCUCCUACAGCUCACUCUCCACACAGCCAGGAGCACCCGUGCGCUGCAGGGACAUGGAGGACGGCCCAGAGUCUUUGGGGGGCUACAUGAACUCGACGCUUGGUCCAGGGCUGGAUCUGUACCACGACGGAGUCCACGGCGGCCUGUGGCACCGGGGUUUCUAUGGACCCGAGCAGAGCGGCGGCCCCGUUCCUGAAAGCAGCGGCGGAGAGGAGAGUGACAGCGGCUCUGAUGUCAUCUUCCUCGUGUCCUCUGCGAAGGAGCCGCUCCUAUGCGGUUCUUUCAUGCAGGAAGGUGUGACACACAUGGUGGAGCCCCUGUCCCCCGCUGCAUCCUCGCUCGACGAAGAGCGAGGGUGCUACCACCUACCUCAGCCUCUGAGCUCACCCAGCCCUGACAGCUCGUACUCGGAAGAUUCCUCGGACAGCUCGGUGGACAUUCCUGUACAUCACACCCGGCCCGUCGUCCUCCUGUCAGACCUCGGUGCCGUUUACGGCAACACCGCUGAAUCUGCGGUCGACAUUUCCAGUGAUGACAGCGACGUUGUUGAAGUUUCUGUCACUGAUCAGAAGAAGCAAAACAAAUGCUACCAAAAGACUCCUCCUCCUCAGAGUGAGAGCGAAAAAGUGCCGAAAACCGAAGUCCGCCGCAGCGCUAGGAUACGAAAGCCGGCCUCGGAAAUCCCACCGCUCACCUGUAACGUAUCUCGCCAUAGCUUGAGCAGGCGAGUCAAACACGACGCUGUGGGUAUAUACAACGAGAGCUGCGACUCCGAUGACGUGAUGGACUACGUCUUGAGGGUGUCUAGCUCAGACGAGUUGCCGGUGAAGUCGCCACAAAGAGCAAGAAGCCACUCAGAGGAGUCUGACGCAGAUGUUGGGACAGACAGGAAGUCCCCGCAGAUUGAGACGCAGCAUCAGCGCGAAGCUUCAAAUACAAAAACCGUCAAUCACAAACGAAAGAAGCCGCUUGCGGUUCCUAAAACAAAGAAGUUAAGAAGAACAAAACAGAGCCGUAGGAUCCCGCCACCAUCGUCGUCACCACACCCGAAUGCUUCAGCCUGUAGGAGUGCGGUGGCAAACAAAAAAACUGUCGCAAGGUGGCGGAGGAAACGCCACCGUCAGACUGGGCCUUCGUCUCUGUUUUCUCCGAGAGAGCCUGAGAUCAAGCUCAAAUAUGUGAACACUAAAGAGGACAAAAAGGAGAAGAAAUCGGACGGUUUCUGCCCGUUUGUUCACCUGGAGCGGCGAGCGUGCACCGUGGUCAACUACCGGGAGGAGGAGGCAACUGUUCGGAGCAGCGGAGGAGGCCGGCGGGCUGCUUGCAAGUCUCUGUCUGGGUUCGUCCCCAACACUUCCUGUUUUCAGCCGGGUCGGCUCAGCUCAGACAGCCGGUGCGAGUCAUCGCUGUUCUGCUGCCUGUGCGGCCACACCGCCAACAUCAUGGGCCUUGGGGACCUUCACGGCCCCUACUAUCCCAGCGUGGAUGCCCAGAAGGAGGAGGUAAAUGGACUCUCUAAAAGCCGAGGGGUAAAUCCCUCAGACGACAGCAGAGCUGCUGAUGGCAACGCCUCUCCAAAGGUGCCUCUUCACCUGGAUGAGUGCUGGAUCCACGAGGACUGCGGCAUCUGGUCUGCCGGCGUCUUCCUUAUCCGAGGAAAGCUGUACGGGUUGGAGGAGGCAGCGCGGCUCGCACAGGAAACGAUUUGUUCCACCUGCCAGCAAACGGGCGCAAUAAUGGGCUGUUUCCAGAAGGGCUGCCCCAGGAAUUAUCACUACAGAUGUGCCAUCCAGUCGGGCUGUGUCCUCAAUGAGGAGAACUUCUCAAUGAGAUGUCCAGAGCACAAGAACAAACUGUUCAUAAGUGCAACCAGACAGCAGAAGAGGUGACACAGAGGACACGUGAGGGCACUGGAGAUCUCCUCAGGGUGUGACGGGAGCUGCCUGACUUCACCUCAGCUGUUAAUCUUUCUUUUUCCCCUUGUUUUGCAAACACUAAUUAAAGUACGUGUGUGCUCGAGCAGAAGAACAAACCUUCUGGUAAGGUUUCACCCAUCACGGCAGAGAGAUGGAAGCAGGCGGCCACUUUGGGUUUAUUUUCAGUAAGAAGUGUCUUUGGUUCUUUUUCUGUAGGUCUUUAACGGGCACUUACCCCAACUGGACUGAGCUGAGAUGGUUUGUGUUUAUUUAUUCCUCCUCUUGGAGAUCCACACUUGGACUAGCCACAAAGAUAGUUUAUAAUUUGAACAUUACGUUAGAGUUUAAAUAAGCUUUAUUGAUGUACGGUAUAGAGUAUAAUAUCUUUAUAUGAGGCCACUUUUUUCUACUGUUUUUGUACUACUUUUCUAUUCCUGUUCAGUCAUAACAUAAUUUAUUUUCCUCCAGUUGCAUGCACGGCUGUUUGCUAUGAUGCACUUUAUAGUCUAAUUUUACUAGUUAUUACUCAGCUGUUAUUUAUGUCCGUCUGUUCUUCCCUUUUCUACUUAAAUUAUUUAAAUUUAAUAUGAAGCUGCACUAAGCUGAGAUUCACAGUUAGAAACGAGGGCGUCCUGUCCUCGCUGAUGGAGAUAACAAGCUGCACAUUCACCAGAGUCAAGCACAUUUCAUUCAGCGGUGUCAGGAGUUUGUUUUUCUCCAAAUAAAAGAAAAGGUUCAACCGAUUAAAAAGAUGUUUAUCAGUGUUUAUGUCACAUUAUAGAAGGAUUUAAAAAAAUAAAUAAUAAUAUAAAUAAAGGAAAGUUAAAGGGUCAGUUCAACCAAAUCACACAUUUAUUUAGAGUUUUGAAAAUCAGGUGACGGGAAAAUGCUGAACUAAGCUAUAAAUAUAAAGCUUCUGGGAUACUGAUAGGAUAUUAGGACCACUGAAGGGGGGGGGAGGGGAUUAAAUGGCAUAGCUGAGGGGGUUGAUUUUACUUUUAAUGCUGGGAGUUUUACAAAAGGCAAAACCCUUGCAAUUGAGAAAACACCCUAUUAAUACAUUUAUUUUUAAAAAUCUACAAUAUUUAUGGUAGUAAAGGAAAAUUUACAUCCCAAACAUGAGUUUCAUCAGAAAUGCAGAUGGCAGAUUUAUGUAAAUUUUGCCAGUCAAAAACUUGACAAAUUUAUAUAAAAAAGGCACAUUUACAAUUUCCUUUAAUCUAGGGAUGUCAUCAUAUCUCAUUGUAAUGUAUAUUUGGGAAGAAAUUUACAUUUAAAUUCCUAAAGUUUGUAUUUUUUUCUGACUUAAGUCUAAAAGAAUUUCCCACCACUUUUAUUGCUUCCUUGCCAGCCCCCUGUCAUCAACUUUCAAAAGUCUUUUUUUUUUUUUAAGGUCUACUUUUUUCAAUUGUCAAUUCAUUAGCACCACCUGCUGGCAAUAGUAGUCAUACAACUUAAUUUUUUUUAAAUUAAGUUAUCAAAUUUGUUUAGUUAUUAACUCUGUCACGCUCAGCUCUGUUUGGAUCAGCUGGUUCUUGUUUGUAGCUUUCCAAACACGCCAGCGGGGACGUUGCAGAGUGCCCUCUGGUGGACAAACUAUGCAACAUCAACACUCAUAACAAGGGUGAGCUGUGUUCUUUCCAUUUCUUCUUUACUUUUAAAAAUGAUCAUUUGUCAGCCUACUGGUGAUUCAGUCGGGCUAUGUAGCCCAGUAAACGGCAGUUAGUCAGUGCUGACUUACGUCUUUCAAUUUCCUGAUAUUUAAGGCUAAGUGAUAAACGAAAGUGUUUUGUGUCUUAAGCAUAAGAAACUGGACCUUUAAAAAUUGGUUUGAAUAGUUUUGUCAGUCCUGGUGAUUUUAAUUUUGGCCAGAACGUCUUUGAGCACAAGAAUAUUUUUACAUUUCAGGAAAAAUAUUUGGAAAUAUUUAUAGCACCACUAGCUAACUCUAUACCACCGAUGCUGGUGCUGAGCCCAGAAAAAAAAACAGUUCAGUGGUUUGUAUAAUGAUGAAUUUGGAAAGCUAAAGGGCAGUUACAGUUUAUUUCAGCCAUUGUAUUCAGCCUUUGCAAUACAAUGAAAGCUAUAUUAAACAGCAAUGAAAAUAAAACGAAUUAAAAUAUACAACAAAUUUUUAAAAUCUAAGAGAAAAGGUUGGAAUUUCCAAAACAGGCAGCCUGAGGAGGUUUUGGUGCAUAUAAAAAUUGCGCAUGGGUCCAAAAAAGUCAAAAACCUGAUUUAAGUUUUGCCAAGGUCUAUGCAUUGUCCUCAAUAAUGAGAAUAAUAAUAAAUAAUAUUAAAAUUAUUAAUAAUAAGUUGUGAUUUGUGUGAAUUGACCCUUUAGCAGUGCUGGAGUGGCCUAGUGCAGCUUUGACUGUCCGUCUGUGUUUGUUGUUACUGGACUGAAAUGUUUAAAAAGCUUUUAAGGAAAUGUUCUGUUUGGUUUCAUGCCUGCACUUCCUCUUAAUUAAUUACUAAAUCGUUAAAGUUAUAUAAUAAAAGUCUGUUAAACUGAA